This is a messenger RNA of Asterias rubens (European starfish), 1838 nucleotides long. RefSeq lists its product as uncharacterized. NCBI's taxonomy places the organism in Eukaryota, Metazoa, Echinodermata, Asteroidea, Forcipulatida, Asteriidae. The record is from RefSeq and is a predicted model, not a curated record. The coding region runs from base 65 to 1129 and encodes 354 amino acids. Gene Ontology annotation, cellular component: membrane. The transcript has 4 exons. Gene Ontology annotation, molecular function: wide pore channel activity.
CCUGUGCCAUGUCUUCAUCUAACAUUAUUACCUUUUGUUAAGUAAUUACAGCAAACAAACUGCAAUGGCAGGUUGCUGUUUGAGUCUCGUUUUACUGUUUACUCUUGUGAUAGUAUCAGUUUCAAAUGGCACUUUUGAUGGGUUGGUAAAGCAUACCAUUGAGUCCACACCGUUUUGGUGUGUCGUUGUUGAUUUCGUCUUAACCGGAAAUGUCUACAAGAACGAAACAUUCCCGAGACAGAAGAUCUGCAAAAGGGCAUGUCACACCGACCCGAAAUGUAUCUCUAUAAAUUUCCAACUGAGAGGAGGGCAGUGUGAGUUUAGCAGCGCUAACCACGCUAACAGCUCUGGUGGAUUGAGUGGAAAGAGUGGGUGGAUCUACAUUUACAAUUCACGCAGGGAACAAACAUGCGCCGCAGUUGGUACAGAAAAGAUGCACGGCUAUAAAGACAGAGAUCGAAAUUGGCCCUCUGGUGUUUACGGUUUACCAACGCCUACAAGUGGUUGCCCAACUGGAGUCAUCUGGGAAACUGGUUCCCGUUAUCAAGACACGGAAGACACAUAUCCGAAUAACUACUGGUACCCAUCCACUGGUAUUCAUCUCCUUGGACCGUAUGAGGAGAACGACAUGACACAGAACUUCUGCAUGAAGACAUGUGAUCAUACGGACGAGGCUGAGGGUGACUGGCCGCAGGGGAGAUACUGUGUGUUCAAGUACGGACCAAGCUGUCCAAAAAUGAUGUCGUCUGGUUUCAUCUUUUGGGAUGACGAAGACAGCAACAACCACAAUGACAAGCAAGGCACCGUACCAUCAGGAGUGUACGACCAGGAUACCCGUAUCGACUACUGCUGCAUGACCGAUGGUGACGUAUCCCAGCCGAUCAGCUUGCCUACUCAGAAUCCUUUCUACCUGUUCCCGUAUAACUCGGAGCAGUGCCAGGCCGUCCAAUGCAUGACUGCGACUCAGGAGUAUUUUCGUUGGGACGAGCAAGACAGUCCAACAAGUAUUCCAGUCAAAUCUGGAGGAUCCCAUCCGUACCUCACAGCGAGAUCUUCGUAUGUGUCGCCAAGAGACAACAUUGUACACUACUGUUACUAUCAAGCCACCGAAUCCUUGAUUUGCAAAUAAUGAAUUUCCCCAUGUUAGUUGGGAUUUGUUGGACUGAUAUUCCUUGUAUUUAUUUGGGUGGUUUUAAUUCCGUACGCGAAAAUAUUAUUUCAUUUCAAAUCAUAUCUGCAUUCACAACAGUUCCGUCGUAUGGUUUAUUUGUAGUAUGCGCACUAUUUUGGCAUUGUAAGAUAUUUUGUAGAGGAAGACUUUUUUUGCAAAGAAUCUCGUAAGCGUUUUAUUUAACUUAAAGCAUUUCAUUUCUGAGUUACCUAUAUGAUUUGUAUGUUGUAGACGUUUGGAAUCUAAUUAACAGCAGACGUUCUGAGUAACUAAAUAUUGAUCAGUCGGUAAUUAUAAAAUCAGUUAUAUAUUGAACCAGUGCACAUUACUAACAACACCUGGCAAGUCUGCUUCCACCAAUAAGCGUCAUUAGGGUUACAAUAUUCAGACUGGAUGUCUGUUGAAUUGGUCAGGAGAUAACUUCAGUUGCUGUUAUAUAACAUCAUUUGACCCAAUUUGAAAAACACGUGUUUGUAGAGUACUCGUCUGGUGGAGUGUUGUUUUAAUGAUAGUGAAAUGUGUUUUGUAACAUUAUGGGUGUCGCACGCGUGCACCAUAAUAAUUAUGCAAACAAUCACGUGCCAAGCUAUUUAUCAUUUGACCAUUAGCCCACGGUUACUUUUGAAUAAUCAAUCAAUCAAAUCAAUCAAUCAGAUUAUUCCCCAAA